Messenger RNA from Gastrolobium bilobum, 1836 nucleotides. RefSeq lists its product as uncharacterized. The transcript is spliced from 5 exons. NCBI's taxonomy places the organism in Eukaryota, Viridiplantae, Streptophyta, Magnoliopsida, Fabales, Fabaceae. Bases 1 to 1836 code for a protein of 611 amino acids. The record is from RefSeq and is a predicted model, not a curated record. Gene Ontology annotation, molecular function: protein dimerization activity.
AUGUCAUCUAAUGAACUUAAUUCAACACCAACUGAAGAUGUGUCGUCCCAAAAUUCCUCCAAACCAAAUUGUAGGGGAAAGCAAGAUCCAAGUUGGGGUCAUUGUAGACAGGUUAUGGAGAAUGGAAAAACUUUUUUAGUAUGCCAGUAUUGUAACAAGACUCUUAAAGGAGGUGGUUUUAAAGCUCCAUCAAUGUAUAUGUUGCGUGGUCCAUUGCUAGAUAGUUGGGUUGAUGAUGUUCAUAGUCUUGUUGAGAACUACCGUAAUGUUUGGCGGCAAACUGGAUGCACCAUUAUGGCUGAUGGUUGGACUGAUCGGACUAGGCGAACUCUUAUCAACUUUCUUGUUUAUUGUCCUAAAGGAACUGUUUUCUUGAAGUCUGUGGAUGCCUCUCAUGCUUCCAAAACUGCUGAUUUGUUAUUUAAUCUGUUCAAAGAAAUUGUUCUAUUUGUUGGGCCUGAAAAUGUUGUUCAAUUUGUGACUGAUAAUGCUUCUAAUUAUGUUGCUGCUGGAAGGUUAUUGGAGGCUGAGUUUCCCACAAUAUUUUGGUCUCCCUGUGCUGCUCAUUGUAUUAAUCUGAUGUUGCAAGAUAUUGGCAAGUUAGAGGAAGUGGGUGCAACCGUGGCACAUGCUUCAUCAAUUACCAAGUACGUAUAUAACCAUUGUCAUCCUUUACACUUGAUGAGAAAAUUCACAGGUGGUAGAGAAAUUCUUCGUCCAGCUCCAACUCGCUUUGCUACUAAUUUUAUUGCUUUGCAAAGCAUAUUAGCUCAAAAAGAUCCAUUAAGAGCAAUGGUAACUUCAAGAGAGUGGACAAGUUCAGCAUAUUCUAAGGAUUUGAAGGCUAGAAAAUUUGUGGAUUUAGUCUUAGAUUCUAGGUUUUGGAAAGAAUGUGCUGACAUUGUGAAAGUUACUGAACCACUUAUACGCUUGUUGCGUCUUGUUGAUAGUGAAGACAAGCCUUCUAUGGGUUAUCUUUAUCAAGCCUUUUUUAAAGCAAGAGAAGAGAUGGUUAGACGGUUUCAAAGAAAGAAAAAGAAGGUGGAGCCGUACUUGAACAUCCUGGAUAGUCGGUGGGAUACUCAGCUUCGUAAAAAGUUGCAUGCUGCGGGAUAUUGGUUAAAUUCAGCAUGUCAUUUCAAUGUUGAAGAAUUCAAUAAACAUGCAUUGACAACUUCUGGUCUUUUAGAUGUUAUAGAGAGGUAUGCUCAUAAGGAUGAGGAAUUAUUGUCCAAGUUAACAUCUGAGCUGAGAACUUUCAAUGAAUCUGAUGGUGAUUUUGGAAGGAACAUAGCUAUUCGGGAACGAACUAAAGUUAUGCCUGAUAAAUGGUGGGAACUUUAUGGUUUUGGUGAACCAAACUUGAGAAAAUUGGCUAUUCGUAUCUUAAGCCAAACUUGUAGUGCUUCCGGUUGUGAGCGAAAUUGGAGUGCAUUUGAGCAGAUCCAUUCAAAUAGGAGAAAUCGGUUAGAGCAUAAAAGGUUGAAUGAUCUUGUAUAUGUUCGAUACAACCUAAGACUACAACAAAGGAAUCAAUUGAAGCACCAAAAUUAUGACCCAAUUAAUUUGGAAACAAUGGAUGAUCAUUCUACUAGUUGGGUUUUUGAGGAGUCACCACCAUUAUUAACCGAUGAAGAGGCAAGAUAUUUGAGGAAUAAUACCAUUGAACCAAUUGUAGAUGGUAUUGAUGAAUUGAAUUUAGAUGAGGAUGAUGUAGAUGAUGAACCUCAUAUGACUAUUGUACCCCAAAAUGAAAGCAAUGUUCUUCAAGGUUUGGAUGGCAAUGGUGGAGAAAGACAAGGAGAGCCUGAAUUUGAUGAUAUUACUUUUAAUUAA